AUGCAUUUCUUUACACUCCCAAUCCUUGCGACGAUCGCAACCUUCACAUACUCAGCAGUCGCUGCACCAAAAGCAAAGCCCCCAGCGUUCUUUCUAGCCGGUGACUCGACCACUGCCGUGCAAUCAGCUGGUGGAGGAGGCUGGGGCGACGGCUUCCUCAACACCACCCUCAAGAACGGCGCAACAGGCAAGAACUUCGGCCACAACGGCGCAACAACCGUCUCCUUCCGCGCUGGCGGCGACUGGGCCAACGUGCUCGCAGCCGCAAGAUCCGCUGCAGCAAAGUACAGUCCCUACGUGACGAUUCAAUUCGGCCACAAUGACCAAAAGCCCGAGAAGAACAUCUCCAUGGCCGACCUGACCGCCAACCUCGUCAAGUUCGUGGAUGAGGUCAGGGCUGUAGGCGCAACACCCAUCUUAGUUACGAGCUUGAGCAGGCGGAAGUUUUCGAACGGCGAAGUCGUAGAGUCUCUUGCGGACGUCACAGCUGCGGCCAAGAAGGCAGCCUCGAAGUCGAAGGCGGAUAUUAUUGAUCUGAACAGCGCGAGCACCAAGUACUUGAACAGCAUUGGCGCGGACAACGCUGCAACGUACAACCUCAACCCUACCGACUUCACGCACCUGAAUGGCGAGGGUAGUGUUGUGUUCGGAAACUUGGUGGCGACCCUGAUUGAUGCGGAGGUGCCGGAAGUGAAAAAGUAUGUCGUGCCGGUGAAGGAUGUGGCGGUGGCGUUGAAGGCAGGCAAGUACAUCUUCCCUGCGGCUAAGUCUUAG
This is a messenger RNA of Macroventuria anomochaeta, 774 nucleotides long. Its product is annotated as carbohydrate esterase family 12 protein. The transcript is spliced from 2 exons. Bases 1 to 774 code for a protein of 257 amino acids. NCBI's taxonomy places the organism in Eukaryota, Fungi, Ascomycota, Dothideomycetes, Pleosporales, Didymellaceae. The record is from RefSeq and is a predicted model, not a curated record. Gene Ontology annotation, molecular function: hydrolase activity.